This is a messenger RNA of Carassius carassius (crucian carp), 672 nucleotides long. Its product is annotated as liver-expressed antimicrobial peptide 2-like. Bases 87 to 362 code for a protein of 91 amino acids. The transcript is spliced from 3 exons. The record is from RefSeq and is a predicted model, not a curated record. NCBI's taxonomy places the organism in Eukaryota, Metazoa, Chordata, Actinopteri, Cypriniformes, Cyprinidae. Gene Ontology annotation, biological process: antimicrobial humoral immune response mediated by antimicrobial peptide; defense response to bacterium.
GAGGGUAUAUAAGACAGUACAUCGUCUCUGUCGUCAGUGUCGCUGUGGGCUCACUGUUCCAGCAACUGAACUAUUUCUCAUUCAGCAUGCAGGAUCACAAUCACAAACGGGCUCUUCUCGCCUGGUGCCUGGUGUUUUUGGUGCUUGUCCAGCAGGUGACCUGCAAUCCUGUGCCAAAGUCAGACACACCUUCAACUUCUGUGCAGAAAGUUCAAAGGUCACUAAAGAGAACAGCUCGAAUGACCCCAUUAUGGAGGAUGGGCACUAAACCUCAUGGCGCCUACUGCCAGAACGACUAUGAGUGCUCCACAGGAAUAUGCAGGAAAGGCCACUGUUCCUACAGCCAACCGAUUAAUUCCUAAAAUGAAGACUCCUUCCUUCUCUGAUCUGACGUUUUUACACCAUCGUGCAUGAUGAAAGCUUGAUUCAGUGAGCAGCAGGAGGCAACCGAAUGUGCAAUGCAGUUAAUCAUCAGUUAGACAUAUAGUAAGCAAUAAAUGAGGCAAUAGGUGAAGUUCUGAAGAUUGUGCUUAUCAUAAGGUACAUGUGGACUAUUUUGAGAGUGCAAAGAAAAUCAACAGAAACCUCAUAAUCUACCUGCAACAGUGAUAUUGCUAUAUAAAAGAAGCAUUAUUAGUGGGAUUUGCAUGACAUUUAUGAUAGACGUAUGUG